GAAUUGAGAUAUGUUUUAAGCGGGUUCAGAUAAAUUGGCUCAUUUCGCUGUGAAAACUGAUAACAUUUGUUAAGACAUUGAUAGUUCAAUAGAUUAAUUAAUAGAAAAUAGUGUAUACCAGAAUACUUCUUGAUUUCUAUAGUACUUCACGUUUCGUACUGGUUUUGGUAAAGUUACAUUUUGUUUUCCGAAAACAGUAAAUAUGAAAGAAGUGGAAGCUGCAAUUCAUACAAAAGUCGAGUCAAUGGUUGCCAAAAAUACCCUUUUUGCAUUCCUAAACGAUGAAUCAUUAACUGCCACCGAACGCCUGUCUCGCUUAGCGCCAAGUCUUGCAUACUUUGUACUCGGCUUCUAUGAUUUGCAACAUUUAAUUCUAAAGUAUCCAGCUGCCGAGGUAAAAACGGAUCGCAUUAAAAGAGCUAUCAAUGCACACUGUGCCGAAGACUCAACCCAUUGGCCAUGGUUUCUGACCGAUUUGAAAACGCUCGGUAUGGAUAAAGAAACGACGUACACGUCAGCUAUCAGGUAUCUAUGGGGUAAAGCAAAUCAAAUGCAACGCUGGUCAUGCUAUCAAUUUGCUAUUUUGGCUGAUCGGGCUAUCGAUCCAAUUUUACGGUAUGCCUUCUUGCUAAGCAUCGAAAUUAAUGGUCGAGCAGUGUUUUCGAAAUUCCUUGAAAUCGCUGAUAGAAGUGAAGAGGAAACUGGUAAGGAAUUAUUGUAUUUCGGUCGGAGGCACUUUGCAAGAGAAACGGGCGGUUUACACGGCGAAGAGGAAAUUGAAAACGAAUUGUUAGAAAUGGAUUUGGAUCCGGAAACGAAAAGCAAGGCACUUGUAAUUGCAAUGAAAGCGUUGGAAAUUCAAGACGUAGAAUGGAACGAAUUGGGUAGAGCAGGGUAUGCGAACAAAAAAUGGUGAAAUUGUACAAUAAAAUAUAUUUAAGACUGUUGACUAGUGUUGACGUGUUUUAAGUUGAAAUUAAUAAAUUGCCUUGUGUUUAAAUUUGCUACAGGUGCUUUACCAGCUGGACAUAUUUCACCUGAAAUAACUCAACUAUCU
Bradysia coprophila is the source of this 1057-nucleotide messenger RNA. RefSeq lists its product as uncharacterized. The record is from RefSeq and is a predicted model, not a curated record. NCBI's taxonomy places the organism in Eukaryota, Metazoa, Arthropoda, Insecta, Diptera, Sciaridae.